CUUUAGUUUUCUGUGAUAGCCACAGUUAGCUUAGUCAGUAUCAUUCAGAGAACGUUUUUUCUAAAUCUAAGCGCAGUCACUAUAAAAUCUUAUCGAUUUUAUUGAGUGCCACUCAAUGAGUAGUAUAGUUUGUCAGUCAUAUUUUUGACUUUUUUGUGCUUGAUAAAUACCAGUGUUCCAUUCAAGAUGGGUGGUGGAGAUUUGAAUAUGAAGAAAUCAUGGCAUCCUCAACGGCUGGACAACCAGGAGGAGGUGUGGAAGAGAGAGAUGAAAGAGAAGAAGGAACGCCAGAAGAUGAUUGAACUCAAGAGACAGCUGCAAGAAGAGAGAGAUCUUGAAGAAAUGAAGAAACGUGGGGAGGACAGUGGGACUUUGAAGAAAAAGAAAGAUCGAGUUGAUUGGAUGUACAACCAACCCAAAGUUAACGAAGAAGACUAUUUGAUGGGAAAGAAAGUUGAUAAAGCCAUCAUGGAACACCAGCAAACAAAGACCAAAGAAGCAUCUAGUGGAGGAGGGUCAGGUCUUAUUGUAGAUAUGGCUGCUAAAGUGAAGGAGGAUCCUCUCUUUGCUAUCAAAAAACAAGAAAUAAAUCACAAGAAGGCUCUUAUGAAUAAUCCCAUUAGAAUGAAGCAACUCCAACAAAUGUUAAAAGCGCAAGUAGGUGCCAAGGAAAAGUCCAAGAAAAGUAAGAAGAGCAAGGCACCAAAGAAACACAAGAAAUCAAGGAGACAGUCAUCCACUGACAGUGAAAGCGAGAGUGAUUCUGAAAUAGAACAUAUCAGAAGGAAGAAGAAAAAGAUGGAUAGAAGGAGAGACUCUAGUGAAUCAUCAGAUGAACCAAUGAGAGAUAGAAGGAAGGAAUCCAAGAGGAGCAAAGAGAGGAGACAUUUUGAUGAUAGUGAUUCGGAACAUGAACAAAGGAAAGAGAGAAGGAGGAGAGAGGAAAGGAAUCAUGAACGAAGAAACUUCAAUGAUAGUGAUUUAGAAGAAGAAAGGAAAGGAGAUAGGAGGAAAAAGGAGAGGAGUAACCAGGAAAGAAGGAACUUUCAUGAUGGUGAUUCAGAAGAAGAGAGGAGGAGGGAUAGAAGGAAAAAUGACAGAAAGAAUAAGGAUAGGAGAGACCUUCAUGAUAGUGAUUCAGAGCUGGAUCGGAGGAUAGAAAGAAGGAAGGAAGAGAGGAAGAGCAGAAGAAGAAGGUACUCCAGUGAUGAAUCAGAUGAUGUAAGAACAAAGAAAAGCUCUUCAUCUCGUCUUGAUGAACACAAAAAGAAAAUCCCUCCUGGUUAUGGACUGAUUGGGGGCCACAAAGCACCAAGAAGGCAUAGAGAGAGUAGCAGUGAGAGUGACCAUACCCCCUCCAAUCAUCCCAGACACGGUGAUAGGCACAGGGGUCGGAGGUCACGGUCAAGGUCACCUAUCAAACAACGUAAACCAAAGAAGAUGGACGCUGAGGAGCUGGAACGACGUCGUGCUGAAAUGAUGGACAAUGCUAAAUGGAGAGAUGAACAGAGAAAAGACAGAGUGUCUAGAUAUAAUGCUGAAGAGAGAGCAGAGACAGAAAUGGAGAAAAAGAAGACCAAAGAUGCCAAAUUUCUAGAGACAAUGCGGUUACCUAGCAACAGCUCCGUGGAAGAUCAGAUCAAGAGGAAUGUUUUCAGCAUCCAGCGAACCAAUGCAGCCUUGGACAAGAACUUUGCCAGAAGAUAACAUUACCGUCUUCCUUCAUCAUUGCUGUUAGGAGUGCAGCAUAGGGAUGUACAAAUUUGCUCGCAGCCAUGUAAUGAUAACGUUCCAUUCGUACGAAGUACGUAUCAAGUUAUCUGAUACCUAGUUCCCACUUUCACGAUUCGCGCCACUAUUGAAAGCGUGGUCUAUAUCGUGGAGUAAUCUUAGUGAUCCUAUGAUAUCAUAUCAGAUCGUAUUAGUUAACCCGGCGAUCAUAUUGAUCAUAGAAAUUUUUUGAAUGGUUUCAAAAAAUUGUGCGAUCAGCUAUGCAAUACAAUUACAGCAUUUGUGGUGGAUCGUAAGGCGGUUGGAACGGGGUACAACAUCUUGAUAUGCUUGCAUAGGACUUUGGAUAUCAUCAACCUUGCUUUUAGCCAACAAGCCUUUUUUCAGGGCACAACAACAUUGCAAGGAAUAUAUUCUUGCCAGAUACUGCUUUACCCCUUGUAGGUUGAGCAUAGUAAAUGUAGAUUACUUGCAAAAGGUUGUUACAGGUGCAGCAGAGAUUUGAACCCAGAAUCUUGUAAUUUAACCCUAUAUAGACCAGGCCAUUUUGAAAUUGCAUAGCCCGCGGAGGGGGGUGGCCUUUUUAGGGUUUUGGGGGGCUUUUUGGCCCCUCCCCAUUUCAGUUGUUGAUUGUGCAAUCACAACUGAAAUUGGCACACACCUCACCCAUAUAAGUAAUGUACAAAAUUGGAUACUGGCAGUUAACUCUACCAAACCUCAAUUUUUUUCAAAGUAAUUAUUGAUGUAAAUUAAUGCAUAAAAUGGUAACUUAGCUGUAAAUCUUUAAAGGCAAG
Messenger RNA from Lytechinus variegatus (green sea urchin), 2525 nucleotides. It is a transcript of the gene cwc25, whose product is annotated as pre-mRNA-splicing factor CWC25 homolog. Gene Ontology annotation, biological process: mRNA splicing, via spliceosome. Lineage: Eukaryota; Metazoa; Echinodermata; Echinoidea; Temnopleuroida; Toxopneustidae. The coding region runs from base 187 to 1707 and encodes 506 amino acids. The record is from RefSeq and is a predicted model, not a curated record. The transcript is spliced from 11 exons. Gene Ontology annotation, cellular component: U2-type spliceosomal complex.